Messenger RNA from Boleophthalmus pectinirostris (great blue-spotted mudskipper), 3886 nucleotides. It is a transcript of the gene dnajc16l, whose product is annotated as DnaJ (Hsp40) homolog, subfamily C, member 16 like. The transcript is spliced from 10 exons. Lineage: Eukaryota; Metazoa; Chordata; Actinopteri; Gobiiformes; Gobiidae. The annotation marks the transcript as partial. The record is from RefSeq and is a predicted model, not a curated record.
UGGUUCCUGGACGCCUGGCAGGAGGAGAACAAACCUAGUGUCCUUCUGUUUGACCAGGUCCCUGUGGUCCCACUGCUCUAUAAGCUGACGGCGUUUUCCUUCAGAGAGUAUGUGCGCUUUGGAUACGUGGAUCAAGGAGCGACUCACAACACUCGUCUGCUGCGUCAAUUUAACAUCAACACGUACGCUCCCACCAUGCUGCUGUUUAAGGAGGAUACCCUCAACCCUGUGGACAUCAUACAGGCUCGGGGGAUGAAGAAGCAGAUCAUGGAUGAGUUUGUGUCCAAUAAUAAGUUCCUGCAGGUCCCUCGUCUGGUGAAUCAGCAGCUUUUCGACGAGCUCUGCCCCAUAAAACAGUUCCACCGACGCAGGAAGUUCUGUGUUCUACUGAUCACAGACCAGGAUGAGUCUUUUGUCUCUGGGAAUAAGGCAUUCUUGGAUUUUGCGGUGGCGAAUAAAAAGGACGUGCUUCGGUUUGCUUAUGUUUACCAGAAACACCAGCAGCCUCUGUGCCAGGCUCUGCUCCGGAACCAGGCUGCUCUGUCUCCUCAGGUGGUGAUCUUGGAGAGGCGCACACAGGCCGGUAAAGUGCUGUUCCGCUCACUGAGUGGAGGAUGGAAUGGGAGCGAGGAGGAUAAGUUCAGACUCCACGGAGAAAUCGAGCUCCUCCAGAAAGACCCGUCCUACCUAAGCUCGGACGCAACACUGCCACAACUCAACAACGAGAUGGCUCCGAUUUUCAUUAUCCGCUGGUUGAAUGCUGCAUAUGACUACUUCAUCCAAGUCUAUGACGAUCUGCUCUACUCAAACUGGAGAGAGAUGAUGCCGAUCCUGUCCCUGAUCUUUUCUGCUCUCUUCAUUCUGUUCGGCACAGUCAUUAUCCAGGCCUUCAGUGAGCCCGGGGAGAACAAACCCCAAAAACCAAAGCCCAAAGAGCAACCUCCUUCUCCAGAGGACACAGGAGACCGAAGCAGCACGUCCAGCCGUCCUCCUAAGAAGGACUUUGUGGAGGUGACUGAGCUCACAGACGUUACUUACAUCAGUAACUUAGUGCGCCUCAGACCUGGACACAUCAACGUGCUCCUGGUUCUGUCCGAUGGCUCCAAGAACGUGCUGCUCCGGAAGUUUGCCAAAGAAGUCUUCUCUUUCUCUGGAACCCAGACGCUGCACUUCUCCUUCUUAAACUCAGACAAACAUUCGCGCUGGAUGCCGUCACUGCUGCGCUCGGCUCAAUCCGACGAUUUGGAUCCAGAAGAGGAGUACUCGGACUUCACCGGACAUGUUCUAGCUCUGAACGGACACAAGCGUUACUUCUGCCUCUUCAGACCCGUCUUCACUGGAGACCAAUCCGUGGAACCCUCCCUCUCCGACGCUUCCGUGUGCUCCCGAAAAUCCAGAUCCAGGUCUAGGUCUAGCUCUAAAUCACGAUCCCGGUCUCAUUCCCGGGAGGAGGGGGUCUCGAAGAGGGGGUCUACCAGAGCCACCAGCAUAGAGCUGCACCAUAAGCUCGACAGACUUGGGCUGUGGAUGGAGAGGCUCAUGGAAGGAACUCUGCCCAGGAUACAUGUCCCUGCCUGGCCCCAACUGGACGAAAAUGUGAACUCCUCGCCCAAUCAGAGUUGAGAACGGGCAAAAAUUAGAAAAUAAUAUCGGCGACUACUAUGAAACGUUUGCAGCUAUGGAUUGUGUUUUCGACACUGUUUUAAAGCAUAGAACUGUUAAAAUAGGAUGUGUCUAAUAAGAUUUAUUUAUUUUUUGUGAUUACAGGAAGCAUUUGGUUCAUUUGGUUCAUAAGAAGUAUCAUCAUCAUUCAUCAUCAGCAAUUUGAAGGCUAGCUAACUUCAAUAGACCCACGGCCCUCAUCGCUCUAUCAUAUAGCAAACAACAUGUAAUGAGGCAUUAGUCUCCAGAAAUCAUUCAUAAUUCUCACAUUUUUGACACGAAAGUAUUUCUACUUUUGUUGUCAUUUUAUGUAUUUUCAAGAUCAGGUUUGUACCAGGACGAAACCAGGACGAAACCAGGACGAAACCAGGACGAAACUAGGAUGAAAUCAAGACUAAAUCAAGACUAACCUACUGGAGAUUUGGUUUAGUCUUGUUGUAGUCCUGGUUUAGUCCUCGCUUGAUCCAGAUUUAGUUCAGGUUUAGUCCUAAUGGGGUGUUUUUGCACAUUGACCACAUCGACAAGUCUACCAGGACAAAAGCUGUUGUAACCCAGGACUGAGCAAUGUUUUGAACUUCACAUCCAGCUUCUACCAGAUAAAAGUGCCUUCACCACCACUGGCACAUGUACCACAAGUUGAGAACCACUACUUUACAUUACAAUUUCUGAUCUUGACACAGCGUCGUCUGUUGAAGGGUCUAUUAGUAAAAUGAUUCACUAAAAACCUGCAUUACUUUCAACACUGAUCUUAUUUAUUUAUAGAACAUGCCAUGAAGAAUGAGAUAUCAUUUAAUCUCUAAUGAAGUUUUCACUAAUUUGACCUCUUUAAAGACCCAUAUUACGUUGUUUUCUGAUCUGUUUUAAUGUUCUUUCAAAAACAUACCAGGAGCUGUUUCAUUUACACAAAUCCUAUGUCUUUAGGCUGAGAGAAAACACUGUCUAACUUACUUUACUCAAACAUUUACUCAGACAUUUGUGAAUGAACUAAAACACAACUCCAGGUCUGUUUUUGAAGAGGUAACGUUAUUAUAACAUGGCUAAAGCUCACACGAGUUAGAUUUGCGUAAUAUGUAGGAUAGUAUGGGGUGCUCUGUAAAACCUUGUACUUGUCUUGGGGUCUUAGUUUAAGUUUGAAUAGUUGCUUAUUGCCUUUUGCACUGACAUAAGAUAUUUAUUUGUAGGUUUUUAGUUCAGUGUUUUAUAUUUGUCUAAUAAGAAUUGACUGCAGUAUAAAAAAGCACAGUCAAAAUAAGUAUAUUGUUACUGCAUUAGUAUCACUGGCCACUUUAUUAGGUACAUUUGAGAUCACUGUGAAGUCCCUAAUAUCUACUUUUCAGACUUGGGAGUAAACCACAACAAAACCAGGACUAAAAUAAGGACUAAACCAGGUUUGACCAAGAAAAAACCAGAGUAAACCACAAAGGUCUUGUGUCUUCUCAAGCUCAGGAAGAUAUCUGGGACUGAAUGAGGGACUAACCAAGGAUUAAACAGAAUUAAACCAGGACUACACCAGGUCCGUUCAAAGACUAAAACAGGGCGCUCUCUCUAUUCUGGUGCUAGGGAAUUAGUACUAAACUUGUACUACAUCAAGAAAUUAACCAGAGACUAAACCAGAACUCACCCAUGUCUUUUUGGUUUAAUUACAGGGACUGAACAAAGACUAUUCGACAACUAAACUGAGACUAAACCAGGGUCUAAACUUGGAUUGGACCAUGGGCUGAGCCAGGAACUAAACCAGGAUUUAGACCAACAAGUACCUGAUACAAUGGUGAAUACGUCAGUCAUUUAUCAAGCAAAAAAAUAAUAAUCUUGUUUAAAAUGUAGGAAUCAAAUCAGUUGAGUUGAUUAAACAUUUUUGUCGAGCCAGUGCACAAAACAUGACAAAUUAUUGCCUUUUUAAAAAUCUUGGUACUAAUUUUGAUACUUGAAUCCUCCCCUUUUCAUCUCAUUGACUCUAGUUGAAUUAGAAUUGCAUGUAAAUAAUGUCAAAUGAAGAGUUGUUUGUUUUAGCAUGGACCAUCUAAAAUGUCUGCCUCUGUAAUAUAGAGGAAAAACUAAUACAAACAGAAUAUUAUUUGAAUAGAUGAAAUAAUAAUGGCUUAAAAAUGAAAAGGAUUUGUUUAAAAUGUUUUAUUUAUCAGAUUUGUGAUACCUCUGACCUUCUGUAAUAUUAUUAUUAAAGUUAUGUUUAAUAUUGCUGCUUAAUAAAUGUUAUUUACAACAA